AUGUCUCAAAAUUGUUCGGUCAAGAAAUGCACGCGUACAUCACGUGGGCUGUGUGAUUGUUGUCAGCAAGAACUCUGCCUACAACAUUUAACUGAACAUAAUGCUUUACUCAUUUCUCAAUUGAAUCCUUUAACUGAUGAAAUCAAUGCACUUGGGGAUCGUCUUAAAAAACUAGAUAUUCAAAAAACAAUUGAUAAUAGUCGUCAAAAACUUGAACAAUGGCGGCAAGAUUGUUAUAAGAAGAUUGAUAAUGUUUUUGAACAAAAAUGUCAAGAAUUUGCUCAACUUAUCAAUAACAGAGUUAGUCAACAACGAGACGAACUCAAUCGAAUAUACUUGAAGAUGAGUGAACUUAUCAAUACACAAGAAACAACUCGUCAAGAGAUCGAUGCAUUGACAUCAACUAUUCGUCAACUCGAAGAAAAUAUGAACAACAUUGAUAAAGCAUGCUCCGUAAUCAAUACUGGUCCAUUAAUAAUAGAUGACACUUCUAUUUUAAUUGAGAAAAUAACUGAACAUGAACUUGAUUUAUCAACUCUUUCGCCUGUCUACAAAACAAUUCAUCGUCCUAAGGGAAGUUUUCGACCAUUUACUGGCAAUGAGCGGUAUUUAUUGAUACAUCAACAACCGAAUAUAUGUUUCUUUGAUCGAGAAAUGAACAUAGCCAAACAAAUAGUAUGGCCUUAUGGUACGAUUCAGGACAUGUGUUGGUCGUCAGCAUUAAAUAGAUUGAUUGUGCUUGGAAAGCAUAAUAUCUUUCUCAUUAACGAAAAUACAAUGUCAAUUGAUAAUUUGCAUAUAAAUGAACAACGCUGCUGGUUAUCAUGUACAUGUUCUGAUACAGUUCUAUUUGCUAGCACAAAUGAAGAUGCUUCAUCUAUUGUGGAGUUCACAUUAGCUCCAGCGAUCAAAUUUAGUAGAGAAUGGAAAUAUCCUCUUACCUGUGCCAAAGAUGAAAUAAUCGAUAGUAUUAUUUACAAUAAUGGAAACCUUGCUCUGAUGAAUUUAUCAAUUGAAUCGAUUUUAUAA
Molecule: messenger RNA, 1029 nt
Organism: Rotaria sp. Silwood1
Lineage: Eukaryota; Metazoa; Rotifera; Eurotatoria; Philodinida; Philodinidae
Source: the annotation of a GenBank genome assembly